AUGAAUAAUAGUAAAGAAACAUUCGAACUUCUUAUUUCACAUGGUGCAAAUAUCGAGAUGGAAGAUAUCAACUCUAUAGUACAUAUAUUAACAACAGAUCGUAUAUUCUAA
Molecule: messenger RNA, 111 nt
Organism: Trichomonas vaginalis G3
Lineage: Eukaryota; Parabasalia; Trichomonadida; Trichomonadidae
Exons: 1
Coding region: 1-111 (36 amino acids)
Source: RefSeq, a predicted model, not a curated record